Molecule: messenger RNA, 2376 nt
Organism: Aspergillus homomorphus CBS 101889
Lineage: Eukaryota; Fungi; Ascomycota; Eurotiomycetes; Eurotiales; Aspergillaceae
Product: protein kinase IKS1
Exons: 2
Coding region: 84-2204 (706 amino acids)
Biological process (GO): protein phosphorylation
Molecular function (GO): protein kinase activity; ATP binding
Source: RefSeq, a predicted model, not a curated record
GAUCACAACGCAUCGCCUCGGGCUAUUUAUCCAGCCUUUCAUGUCUCUGUGUCCCUUGUGGAUGUGCCACUCUCCCAUUGACAAUGGAGGAUGAGGGCAUGUCCAUUGUUCCCUAUGGGUCUGGCAAUCUUGAUGUCGUGCUACGGCACAAUGACUCCGUUGUGGUUUAUGAUCGAGACUCGCGGCAACUCGUUCUACAAAACACGGCGGAUCGAAGGGGUAGCGACCUAGAUCUAGCCGACUGUCCUUACUGCCAUCGUCCUUUACACGAGAACGGGUCGCCCCAAAGUGAUCAUGAAACAAGCCCGGGCGCGCAAGCCGAAUUCGUCAAUCCUGAUUAUUUUCGUCUGCUUCAUGCCAGCCUACCUGGCUCUACGGACUCGUCCACACCCCCAUCCCCUCGUCGUCGACUCGCCCAGCCGGCUAUUGCGGAUGGCCCGUCGUCAAAUGACCCUGGCUAUCCGGAGGGCGGCGUGCAUACCGGUCAGGGAAUCUCGUCAGCAGCAUUUACACAGGAUUACUUCAAGAAGUUCUUUGUCGAAGAGACAAUCCUAGGCAAGGGCGGCAAGGGUGUUGUUCUUCUAGUCAAACACGUACUGGACGGUGUCUCGCUUGGUCAUUACGCCUGUAAGCGAGUUCCUGUCGGAGAUGACCAUGAGUGGCUUGAAAAAGUACUGGGUGAGGUGCAGCUUCUACAGCACCUAUCGCAUCAAAAUCUCGUCUCGUAUCGACAUGUUUGGCUGGAAAACGCCAAGAUUACUACGUUUGGUCCGAGUGUGCCAUGUGCGUUCAUUCUACAGCAAUACUGCAACGCGGGGGACCUCCACAAUUACAUUUGUGGCGCAGUGCAAACUCCUACUACAACGCAGCAGCUAAAAGAUCGUCUAAGAAGGAGGUCGAAGGGCGGACUCGGUCCUGAGGAUGAUCUUGGGGCACUUCGGAAGCUCCAAUUCGAGGAGAUUUAUUCCUUCUUCAAAGACAUUACUUCCGGGAUUCGGUAUCUCCACGCCAAUGGUUAUAUCCACCGUGACCUCAAGCCUCACAACUGCUUGUUGCAUAAAACCAGCGAUGGGAUACGGGUGCUAGUAAGUGACUUCGGCGAAGUCCAGGCUCAAGACGCAAUCCGAAGGUCCACUGGCGCGACAGGGACCGUUUCCUAUUGCGCACCGGAGGUUCUACGACGAGAGUACGCCGACGGUCCUUUCGGUAACUUUACCUUCAAGUCCGACAUCUUCUCUCUAGGGAUGAUCCUGUACUUUUUAUGCUUCGCGCAACUUCCGUACAGCAACGCCGACUUGAUCCACGAGGAGAAAGAAGACCUAGACCGACUUCGCGAGGAAAUCAGUCAAUGGGCUGGGUUUGACUACGCUAGGCGCAUGAGACCUGAGCUCCCCGAGCAGCUUUACUUAUUCCUUCAGCGCUUACUCUCCGUGGACCCGGAUCGCCGACCGUCGGCAGAAGAAGUUCUCAACGGUCUCCAAGCUGGGGCCAAUGUCAAUGAGAAUUUCCGCCUAAAGCGAUCUAGUCCGACCGGCUCGGAGACUCGCCCCAACGCCCGAAUUCACCCUGUAGAGAGCCCUUCAGCUGCAUCCUAUACUCGCCAAGCCUUGUCUCCAACCAGAAGCCUCACACGACCACCGUCAAGUGUACGACGAACUUCUGCAUUCGAUAGCAACAACACCGAUGCAGGCAGAGCCGAAUCUACCUCUUCCUCCAUCAGCCCCGAGCGAAAUCUGAUCUUCCGACCGCGGUUCUCAAGCACCCCUUCAUCCUCACUCUCGCCAACUCAUCAUUCUCCUGAGGACCGACACCACGAAGUGCUACCCCAUGAUCGUUCCGAUAAGGGCGAACAGCCCCGACAACAUCAUCUGCUCCCACCACCACCACCCCCUCCUACUAGUCGCUGGUCUUUACAAAGAUACCUCCCUUUUCUGGAGCCUUUGGCUGCUUCUCUGGCCGACUGGCAACUUGGGGUCACAAUCAUGCAAAUGGCCAGCUUCCUCCUCAAAAUACUGUCCAUCUUUCAACCCUGCAGCCCGCUAACUGUCAAUCCCUGGGUUGCUUAUCCCCUGCUGUUAGUGGCAGCUGUUAAUUUCCCAGCGAGGAGUUUGGCUAGGCAACUGGUCUCACUGAUGCUACAUCUCGUGGUUGUAAGUUUAUGUAUGCGGAUGGAGGCGCUUUGUUGGAGGACGUACAUGCGGUGAAGGUUAUACAUGUCUGGAAGGUCCCUUUCGGUUGGAUGCUCUUAUCUGGAUUGAAUUGGCACAAAGGUAGGGCUAAGAAGAUGGCUCUUGUUUUUCAGCAUAUCGCAUUGCAUGUGUAGUGAAGGUGUGCAUGUGUUCUAUGAUUGUAGGCGCCCAUGACCUUUGGAUACUU